AUGUCCUCCUUCGACUCUCCCCGGGGCAGUGUUGAUUGGCACCAGAUGCUGCUGUUACCAAACUCAAGAACACCAGGUUCACGAAGCCCUUCUCCCGAACCGCAAGCGUUUUUGCCAAAGGGUCUGAAGUUUUGGUCCAAGGACAGGCUUCCGGAUCUCUGCGAAUACUGCUCAAAGAUCGACUUCGAUCAGUUUGCUUCGACAACAGUUUUACCCAAAGACGGGUCUGUUAAGCCGAAGACUACGACGACGUUCCUAUCUCUCUUCGACAUCAUCAAGAACUCACGCGACAAAAACAAACGCGAUAAGAACCAGCGCGAUAAGAACCAGUGCGACAAGAACGAACGCGAUACAGAUUGCAAGUUUUGUACCUUUCUUUUCGAUGCCAUCUCACUUCCACGCCACGAUCCAUUCGAACAUCCCGCCAUAAAAGACCACAUGCCUGACAAGUUCAAAGGGAAAACCUUUGAGACAUGGGCGAGUGAGAUCAAGUGGCAUGACAGGUUAUUGAAAGUUCCUCAUCCCUUUGGACAGGGUCGCAACAAGAUCAAGUUCGUACAAGACGAAUCGAAUCCAGGAGAGAUAAUAGAAAUCCGCGAUACGACCUUGGAAACCGCUCAGGACAUUGGUGUCAUUGCCAGCGUUCAAGGUACUGGCGUAGCUAUCCAAGCCGGGACCCAGGACAUGAGUAAGGAGCAACAAGCCGCUAUCUUGGCUAUGGGCGGGUCGUUCCUCACCUCAAUUCUCUCAGGAAUGGACCAUAAGUUGCCCGUUGUUGCUACCAUACAUAUGCACAACGUCACCGACGCGGAUGCGGGCCUUCUCAAGGUUACAGUUAGUGGGUAUGGAAGCAAAGUACAGGCGCCAUUGUCGACCCUCAGCUCAUUCAAUCUCCGAGUUGCGUCGAGCUACAGGAAGCCGGACGACGGAAAAGAUCUUCGAUAUGGAAGGAUCAUGAAUGAACUCGUCAACGUUGAGGAAGACUGCCUUUACUGGGUCAGUCACUGUCUUCAACAUCACGGAGUGCUCUGUGCAGAGCCAGAUUGGUCUUCCAAACUUCCUCUACCUUCAGGCGAUCAUUUUCGCCUGAUUGAUGUCGAAAACGGAAGGGUGGUCCGGUUUCCGAUGAACGGCCAACAGAAACUAUUGCCAGAGUAUGUGGCUCUCUCUUACGUAUGGGGUGCCACGGGAAAGGCAGCCCUAAAUCUCCGCCGAGACAAUGUUUCGCAGCUCGAAAGGAGAAUUGAUGAUCUACAACCAAUCCAUGGACAGCAACAAUCUGGUGGCCAGGAGCUGCCUCAUGGCCGACAAAAAAAGCUGGCACGGACAAUAUCCGACGGUAUCGAGGUCGCUCGACGGUUGAAUAUUCAGUACGUCUGGGCAGACUCCAUCUGCGUCAUCCAGAAGGACCGACCCGACGACGAAGAACCAGCACAAGAUGAGCAGCUCAAGCAAAUGCACAGAAUCUUCGGUCAUGCUGCCGUAGUUAUUGUCGCGUCGAGCGGCAAAGACUCAGAGGCUGGUUUGGCGGGUAUAACCACGCCGCGCGAUCCUGGGCAGAUGGCUAGAGAGGUCAGACCGAAGGUCAACGUUUUGCUCCCUGCCGAAUACGACGAGUCCUAUGGCAAGUGGGACACCCGGGCUUGGACAUUGCAAGAAAAGCUGCUGUCGAAGAGAAUGCUUGUCUUCGGCACAAAUCACGUCAGCUUUCACUGCAGACACGGCAUCUUGCGUGAAGAUAUGCCGGCAACACAUGCCGGGAACGGGCCCCCUCCGAUUCCCUCACUGUCUAUGCCCCCAAAAGACGACGAGCCCCUAGUCGACCAAGCCUGGAACGGGGCUCCAGUCCUGCUACGAUCUCCAUUCUUCAACGAGUAUGCCAAGCUUCUGGAACUAUACACCAGUCGGGAUUUGUCCAACCCCGGUGAUACCCUCAAAGGGAUGAUGGGGCUUUUGAGAGUGUUGGAAAACAUGAGAAACUUGGGUACUCAACGUGGGCUUCUCGGCGAUACAAAAGGAGAUCACACUCUCUAUGGGCUUCCCGAGGAGUUUCUCGACCUUGCGCUGCUUUGGCAGCCUCCAGCAGUCAAGGGGACGUAUUUGACCAAAAGAGGGAACAACGACCAGCCGAGCUGGUCCUGGGCAGGUUGGGAGGUCAGCAAAGAUCCUACUCAUGAUGAGGACUCCAGAAAGAACUACAAAGUCCACCCUGGGGUGCGGUUCGAAGAGCCUUUCUGGGUCUCUGGGAAUGACGACAUGACUCUCAGAAAAUUCGUGGCGACAGGCAACAAGGCUGAGGAGCGUUUCAAGCCCUUCAUAAUGUGGUACAAGUGGCGCAAAAACCCAGAGGCUUCCAGUCCCACACGAAGUCACUCAGGGAAACCAACUCCCCGCCCGAAGCCAACACAUUUGACAUCAGCAUGCCAGACCACGGCAAUCGUCCCGCCCAAGACGAGCUCCAACCCCGCGAAGAACGCCACGCCCAGGGGUCAGCUCAAACCCGUGAACGGCCACGGAUUAGGCAUUCUCUGUGGCUCGUUUGAGGCGGAGGUUCGAUACCUAGAAAAAGCCCUUGAGUUUCGCAAGAUCCGCAAAACCGACAACCCAGGACCUCCAUUCGUGCGGUCUGAUAUCCCGAUCAACGACCGCCAUCUUGUUUGCGAGACAGAGGUGGCGAGAUUUGCGUUGCGUCAAGCAACGAAAAAGAGGAUGGAGCCCCUCUGGAAGGUUGUUGAUGGGGUGGCGGAAGUCGAGAAGGAAUUGGAGAUUAUAGAGGCUGAGAUCCUCGACGACUCUAGAAACGUUGUCGGCCACAUCAUCCCCACCGACCAGCGGAAAACGAUAUCCACCUAUCUGUAUGACUGUGUUCUUCUUUCCGAAUCUCAGUACUGGGGCAACGAGAAGAGAAUUGAUGUAGCAGGCUUUCCAUUGUACAACGUGAUGGUUGUAGAAUGGGAUGACAGGCAGGAGUUUGCUACAAGGGUUGGUUUGGGUAAGAUACGCAAGGAAGCUUGGAAAAAGGGACGUUUAGGAAGGAGGUGCGUAAUACUUAAAUAA
Messenger RNA from Colletotrichum higginsianum IMI 349063, 3057 nucleotides. Its product is annotated as Heterokaryon incompatibility protein. The record is from RefSeq and is a predicted model, not a curated record. The coding region runs from base 1 to 3057 and encodes 1018 amino acids. The transcript has a single exon. NCBI's taxonomy places the organism in Eukaryota, Fungi, Ascomycota, Sordariomycetes, Glomerellales, Glomerellaceae.